This is a messenger RNA of Vicia faba (fava bean), 768 nucleotides long. Lineage: Eukaryota; Viridiplantae; Streptophyta; Magnoliopsida; Fabales; Fabaceae. The record is from the annotation of a GenBank genome assembly.
AUGACUUUUGCAAGUACAACCUUAAACUUAUGCCGGUCUUUUUCCACCUCUUCUUCAUCUCCGCGUCUUUCUGGAAAGGUUACAUGCAGAGCCUCUGAAUCUCUACCUCAGCUUUCAGUAUCUACACUUGACAAAACCCUCUGCCAAAUUAAGAGUUCCGGUGUCAUAGCUUGCCUCAGAGCCAAUAGUGCAGAAGUGGCCUUUGAAGCUGCAAAUGCUGCAAUAGCUGGUGGCAUUUCUGUUUUGGAGAUUGUGAUGUCUACCCCAGGUGUGUUUGAGGUUCUAGAGAAGUUGGUGAAGGAGCAUCCUAGAACGACUCUAGGGGUUGGAACUGUUCUCAGGAUUGAGGAUGCAAAAACUGCAAUUAAUGCAGGCGCUAAAUUUCUAAUGAGUCCUGCAAUCGUCAAGGAUAUUUUGGAUUAUGUUCAAGGUGGUGAAAUUUUAUAUAUUCCUGGCGCAAUGACUCCAACCGAAAUAUUGUCUGCGUAUGACGCGGGUGCAAAAAUGGUCAAGAUUUAUCCGGUUUCGGCACUUGGAGGAUUUCAGUAUAUAUCAGCACUGAAGAAGCCAUUUCCUCAUGUUUCAAUGGUUGCUUCUCAAGGAAUUACAAUAGAUUCUAUGGAAGAAUAUAUUAUACGAGGAGCAUCAUCGGUUGUUUUGUCAGAUGCUAUAUUUGAUAAAGAAGCAAUUUCUCAAUGUAAUUUCAGUAAGAUAUAUAAACUUGCACAAUCUGCUACCUUGCUGGGUAACCAAGCUGUGAAUAGGUGA